AGCAGGGGUAGAUAGGUAUGGAAAUAUUGGAUUAUACUCAUCAAUUGGAUUCAAUUAACACUCAAGGUAAGAUUGUGGACUGGAGUGCUACUCUUGAAAUACAAGAAGAAUUUGUUUAUGUUAAGCACUAUCCUCAUAACUGGUGGAAACCAACUAUCUAUGCCAAGUGUUCCUGCAAUCAAAUGACUUUAUGCUCAUUUUGUAAAAUAUGGCUCUACUUCUUGGCCAAAAUGUUUCAUCAGAAGUCUAUUAAUAUGAAGAUCAAUAUUACUUUCAUCAAGAUGAAUGAUAAUCAGGGUAUUAUGUUUGGUAUAGGAAGUGCUAUUAUUAGAAAAUUCUAAAUGUGUAAUUAGACAUGGUAAUGUCAUAUAUAAUCAACCAACUCACAUUGAAUCUUUUAUAUUAGUGUUGUUAUACAGGUGAUCAAUGUCAUA
Messenger RNA from Cuscuta epithymum, 434 nucleotides. The record is from the annotation of a GenBank genome assembly. Lineage: Eukaryota; Viridiplantae; Streptophyta; Magnoliopsida; Solanales; Convolvulaceae.